This is a messenger RNA of Vicia villosa (hairy vetch), 3116 nucleotides long. RefSeq names its product 26S proteasome regulatory subunit 7 homolog. The record is from RefSeq and is a predicted model, not a curated record. NCBI's taxonomy places the organism in Eukaryota, Viridiplantae, Streptophyta, Magnoliopsida, Fabales, Fabaceae. The coding region runs from base 329 to 2761 and encodes 810 amino acids. The transcript is spliced from 14 exons. Gene Ontology annotation, cellular component: mitochondrial outer membrane. Gene Ontology annotation, molecular function: ATP hydrolysis activity; ATP binding.
AAAAAACUUUUAUAAUUUCUUCUUUUUCAUUUUGCCUUUUCAAAAAAUGGCUCAUAAAAAAACACAAACAAUUUAACGUCCAUUAGUUAUUCAUACUAUAUAUAGCACAUAGAUGUGAGAGAUUCACAAACAACAACAACAACAAAGUCAUUCCCCUGUCAAAUCCCUCACAAGUUUUGUUUUUUUGGCAUUUGCUUCUUCUUGUUGAUGUUUUUCUUCAAUACCCAUUUCUUAUAAUCUUGUAAAAUUUCCCAAGGAUCAUUUUGUUAUACCUUUUUGGUGUUUUUGUUUCUGGGUUCUUGUUAAAGGACCGAACUUUUUUGAUGUUAUGGAACAGAAACAUGUUUUUUUGUCUGCAUUGAGUGUUGGUGUUGGAUUAGGUGUUGGACUUGGAUUGAGUUCUGGACAAGCUGUUCAGAAAUGGGUUGGUGGGAAUCGUGAUUUUGGGGAGGUUUCUGGGGAGCAAAUUGUUGAAGAACUUAAGAGGCUUUUGGUUGAUGGAAAAGAUAGCAAAGUUACAUUUGAUGAGUUUCCUUAUUACUUAAGCGAAAGAACUCGAGUUUUGUUGACGAGCGCUGCUUAUGUUCAUUUAAAACAUCUUAACUUUUCCAAGCAUACAAGGAACCUCUCACCAGCAAGCAGGGUUAUCUUACUCUCUGGUCCAGCAGAACUUUAUCAGCAAAUGCUUGCAAAAGCUUUAGCACAUUACUUUGAAUCGAAGUUGCUAUUGCUAGAUGUAACCGAUUUCUCUGUGAAGUUGCAGAGCAGAUUUGGAUAUCCGAGAAAAGAACCAUGUUUCAGAAGGUCGAUAUCCGAAAAGACUUUGGAGCGAAUGUCUGGUUUAUUUGGUUCCUUUUCAACGCUGCCUUCGACCGGCGAAACUAGAGGAACUCUGCGUCAACAAAGUGGUGAAAGUUCGAAUAAUCUUCCAAGGCUUCGGAGGAAUGCCUCUGCCGCGUCUGAUCUAAGUAGCACUUCCUCCCAAAGUGGUUCAUUAAAUCCAGCUCCUCUACGACGCACGAGUAGCUUGUGUUUUGACGAAAGACUCUUCGUGCAAUCACUUUACAAGGUUUUGGUUUCUAUCUCGGGAACCGAUUCCAUAAUUUUAUACAUAAGGGAUGUUGAGAAGCUUCUUCUAAAAUCACCAAGGUUAUACAAUUUACUACAAAAGAUGAUAAAGAAAAUAUCAGGCUCGGUAUUGAUACUCGGUUCCCAAAUAUUAGAAGACGAUUGCAAAGAAAUCGAUGAAAGGAUCACUAGCUUAUUCCCUUACACCAUCGAUAUCAAAGCACCUGAAGACGAAACUCAUCUCGGUAGCUGGAAUGGCCAACUCGAAGAGGACAUGAAAGUCAUUAAGUUUCAAGAUACUCGAAACCACAUCGCUGAAGUACUCACUGAAAACGACAUUGAUUGUGACGACUUGAAUUCGAUAUGCCAUGCAGACACUAUGAUACUUAGUAAUCAUAUCGAAGAAAUCGUCGUGUCUGCAAUUUCUUACCAUUUGAUGAAUACCAAAGAACCAGAAUACCGAAAUGGAAAGCUAGUUAUCUCGUCCAAUAGUUUGUCCCAAGGAUUGAGUCUCUUCCAAGAAGGCAAGAGUAGUGGGAAUUUGAAGACUAAUGAUUCUAAUAAGGAAAAUGCCGUUGAAGAUAUUAUUUCUGGUACGAAAGCACCUGAGAACAAAAAUGAGAUGGAGAAAUCGAUCCCUGUAACGAAAAAAGAAGGCGAAAAUUCUACGCCUGCAAAAGCUGAAGUUCCUGACAAUGAGUUCGAGAAGCGAAUUAGACCAGAGGUAAUCCCUGCAAACGAGAUAGGAGUUACAUUCGCAGAUAUCGGCGCAUUGGAUGAGAUAAAAGAGUCACUUCAAGAGCUUGUCAUGCUUCCCCUUAGAAGACCGGACCUUUUCAAAGGCGGACUUCUAAAGCCAUGUAGAGGUAUAUUACUUUUCGGGCCACCCGGUACCGGAAAAACAAUGCUAGCAAAGGCGAUUGCGAAUGAAGCAGGAGCAAGUUUCAUUAACGUGUCAAUGUCCACCAUCACUUCGAAAUGGUUCGGAGAAGACGAAAAGAACGUCCGAGCUUUGUUCACGCUAGCAGCUAAGGUUGCUCCGACUAUUAUAUUCGUCGACGAAGUUGAUAGCAUGCUCGGUCAACGAACUAGAGUUGGAGAACACGAGGCCAUGAGGAAGAUUAAAAACGAAUUCAUGACACAUUGGGAUGGACUAUUGUCAGGACCUAAUGAACAAAUUCUCGUUCUUGCUGCUACCAACAGACCAUUUGAUCUCGAUGAAGCAAUUAUAAGACGGUUCGAACGCAGGAUCAUGGUUGGUCUUCCAUCUGCCGAGAACCGGGAAAUGAUCCUAAAAACUCUUCUGUCGAAGGAAAAACACGAAAGUUUAGACUUUAAAGAACUAGCAACCAUGACAGAAGGAUUUAGUGGAAGUGAUCUUAAGAAUUUGUGCAUCACCGCAGCUUAUCGACCCGUUCGGGAGUUAAUACAGCAAGAGAGAAAGAAGGAAAUGGAAAAGAAGAAAAAAGAGACCGAAAGCGUAAGUUCCGAAGAUGCUUCAAAUAAUAACGAUAACGAAGAACGAGAAAUUAUCUUGAGGCCUUUAAGCAUGGAGGACAUGAAACAAGCUAAGAAUCAGGUGGCUGCAAGUUUUGCGUCAGAAGGAUCGGUCAUGGGCGAGCUAAAGCAAUGGAACGAAUUGUACGGAGAAGGCGGUUCAAGGAAGAAACAACAACUCACAUACUUCCUCUAGAGUUUGGAUUUAUAGUUUCAUUUUGGAUUCGUUUUCUAAUACAAUCGAAGGAAAGUCCUUUCACCAGAGAUCUUAUAUCCAAGGCAUGCUCUUCAAGUGUUCCGAAGAUUGAAAAAGAGAUCUUAUCGAUUAAGAGAACAAGAUCUGGUGUGCACACGUGCGCGCGUUUGGAGAAGAUUAUUAGUAUUCUGUCAUGUGAGGUUUUGGAAGAUGUAAUUGUUGUUUAGGAAGUAGGAAUGGUGUAUACCAAAUCUUCUAGUUAUGUUGUAUUAUAUAUGAUUAGUAUUUUCAGACAGUAGAAUUUUGUAUAUUGAUUUGUGUAGCUGAACUUGUUAAAGUUUGGGUCUAUUAUUUA